CUACUUUGUCCCCGUCCUAGUGGAAUCAUGGAGGGGAAUCACUCUCUUCGUUCUCCAAUUCCCACUCCAUAUGCCUCCUCUCCUCUCCCCAACCCAUUAACUCUGGGACAAACCCACACCUCCCUUCACCAAAAAUGUCCAUGCCCUUCUCUCACUUCCUUCCCGUUCCCCAAUUGUCACGCACUUCUCCGCUAGCUUCGCAGAACUGCAUCGUCCCAUUUCGGUACCCACAAGCUCCCAAGCUCGCGCCCUCAAGACCCACUAGCGAAAGCCAGGGACUUUCCGGUUCCGGCAAGCCGAGUACCUUGCUGGGGCGAUCCAGUUUGACCCCUAACAUCGGGAGCGACCAAUUGGGUGUCGCAAAGUCCGAGCUUUACGGCGCGAGACGGAGGGACGUGAAAUUCGGCCGCGUGAGGCUGCGAGCGGUGGUUAGUGAAGAGAGGGCUGUGGAGAGAGAAGGAAAUGGGAAAGUGGGUGGGAGAGAUGGAGAGGACUGCUAUGAUGCCAUCGUGAUUGGGUCGGGGAUUGGAGGCCUGGUCGCGGCCACGCAGUUGGCGGUGAAAGGGGCGAAGGUUCUCGUGUUGGAGAAGUACGUGAUUCCCGGUGGGAGCUCUGGUUUUUAUGAGAGAGAUGGGUAUACGUUUGAUGUUGGGUCUUCUGUGAUGUUCGGUUUCAGUGACAAGGGAAACCUAAACCUGAUAACCCAAGCGCUAGCUGCAGUGGGCUGCAAGAUGGAAGUUAUACCUGAUCCAACUACAGUCCACUUCCAUUUGCCCAGUGACCUUUCUGUUAGAGUGCACAGGGAAUACAGUGAUUUCCUUAGAGAACUGACUGGCAGAUUUCCUCACGAGAAGGAAGGGAUUCUCAAGUUCUACGGCAUAUGUUGGAAGAUUUUCAACUCCUUAAACUCGCUGGAACUCAAGUCUCUGGAAGAACCAAUAUACCUCUUUGGACAGUUCUUUCAGAAACCUAUUGAGUGCUUGACACUUGCCUACUAUCUCCCUCAGAAUGCUGGAGCUAUAGCUCGGAAGUACAUAAAGGAUCUGGAAUUGUUAUCUUUCAUUGAUGCAGAGUGUUUUAUUGUGAGUACAGUCAAUGCACUGCAGACACCAAUGAUAAAUGCAAGCAUGGUACUUUGUGACCGGCAUUUUGGGGGUAUUAACUAUCCUGUUGGUGGUGUUGGUGGAAUUGCAAAGUCCUUGGCAAAUGGGUUGGUUGAACAGGGCAGUGAUAUACAAUACAGGGCAAACGUGACUAAUAUCAUCCUUGAGAAUGGAAAGGCUGUAGGAGUCAGGCUGUCAGAUGGAAGGAAGUUCUUCGCUAAGACCAUAAUAUCUAAUGCCACAAGAUGGGACACAUUUGGUAAGCUUUUAAAGGGAGAAAAUCUGCCAAAAGAAGAAAGAGAAUUCCAGACACGUUAUGUUAAAGCGCCAUCAUUUCUUUCCAUCCACAUGGGGGUUAAAGCUGAGGUUUUGCCCCAGGAUACUGAUUGCCAUCAUUUUGUGCUCGAGGACACAUGGUCAAGACUAGAGGAGCCUUAUGGCAGUAUAUUUUUGAGCAUUCCAACCAUCCUUGACCCAUCAUUGGCUCCUGAAGGACACCAUAUUCUUCAUAUAUUUACAACUUCUUCCAUUGAAGAAUGGCAGGGACUCCCUCAAAAAGAAUACGAGGAAAAGAAGCAGCUUGUGGCUGAUGAAAUCAUUAGAAGAUUAGAGACGAAGCUAUUUCCAGGACUCAAAUCAUCCAUUGCCUUUAUGGAGGUGGGGACACCCAAAACGCACCGGAGAUACUUGGCACGUGAUGAAGGAACUUAUGGACCAAUGCCACGUAACGUACCUAAAGGCUUGUUGGGAAUGCCUUUUAAUACAACAAGCAUAGAUAGCCUUUACUGUGUGGGAGACAGCUGCUUUCCAGGACAAGGUGUCAUUGCGGUAGCCUUUUCUGGCGUGAUGUGCGCUCAUAGAGUAGCUGCUGAUAUUGGUCUUGAGAAGAAGUCACCCAUCUUGGAUAAUGCCCUGCUUGGUGUACUUGGUUGGCUGCGUUCGUUAGCAUGAGAUCGUACUCAGGUAUUCAUCAUC
Rhodamnia argentea is the source of this 2078-nucleotide messenger RNA. RefSeq names its product prolycopene isomerase, chloroplastic. The record is from RefSeq and is a predicted model, not a curated record. Bases 135 to 2054 code for a protein of 639 amino acids. Gene Ontology annotation, biological process: carotenoid biosynthetic process. NCBI's taxonomy places the organism in Eukaryota, Viridiplantae, Streptophyta, Magnoliopsida, Myrtales, Myrtaceae. Gene Ontology annotation, molecular function: oxidoreductase activity; carotenoid isomerase activity. The transcript has 13 exons.